AAGCACUCACCAGAAACCAAAGAAAAAAGUUCCGUCUUUUUCGUUCCUCUUUUCCCGGAAGAGAAGAGAGAGUCCAACAGCGAAGAGGGAGAGAGAGCGGGGGGGAGUGCUAUGGGGGAGCAACGGAGGAAGAAGGAGAUACACUUGUUCUACUGCGCCGAAUCCGAGGACCUCGCCCGCAAGGUCGCCGACAAGUCCGACGCCAUCCACCUGCAGUCCAUCUCCUGGAGGAGCUUUGAUGAUGGAUUCCCUAAUCUUUUCAUCAACAAUGCUCAUGACAUAAGAGGACAGCAUGUUGCAUUUCUAGCGUCUUUCAGCUCUCCUGGAGUGAUUUUUGAGCAGAUAUCAGCAAUAUUUGCAUUGCCAAAGCUCUUCAUUGCCUCCUUUACCUUGGUCUUGCCAUUUUUCCCAACUGGUUCUUUUGAGCGAAUGGAAGAAGAAGGUGAUGUUGCCACUGCAUUCACUAUGGCACGAAUUUUGUCAAUGAUACCCAAAUCUAGGGGUGGUCCUACAAGCUUAGUAAUCUAUGACAUACAUGCUUUGCAGGAAAGGUUUUACUUUGGUGAUGAUGUCCUGCCUUGCUUCGAAACUGGGAUACCAUUGUUGCUGCAACGUCUUCGUCAGCUUCCUGAUUCAGAAAAUGUCACUAUAGCCUUUCCAGACGACGGAGCCUGGAAGAGAUUUCACAAGCAAUUGCAGCAUUUUCCAAUGGUGGUCUGUGCAAAAGUGCGUGAAGGUGAUAAGAGAAUAGUUCGACUUAAAGAAGGUAAUCCUGCAGGAAGACAUGUUGUAAUCGUCGAUGAUUUAGUGCAGUCCGGAGGGACCCUUAUCGAGUGUCAGAAAGUCUUGGCUGCUCACGGCGCGACACGAGUCAGUGCUUAUGUAACUCAUGGCGUGUUUCCGAAGCAGUCAUGGGAUCGGUUUACCGAAAGUGACGCGAAUGGUGGCCGGAGUCCAUUUGCGUACUUCUGGAUAACCGACUCUUGUCCGCUCACUGUGAAAGCCAUCGGCGAUAAGCCGCCAUUUGAAGUGCUGAGCUUGGCUGGGUCUAUUGCCGAUGCUCUUCAGAUAUAGCACUUGUAUUGUUAUCUAAACGUUAUCAACAUCUGAAUGCACACGCUUUCUAGCUUAUAUUAUGAAAAAAAAAGCCGAAUUGUUUGGUUCAAUGUAGCACUGGCCUCUUAUGGAGGAUUUUGUCGAUGUUUACUGCUGAAGUAGAUUUAUGUAGGUGGAACUGUGAUGUCGAACACCGUAUUACACUUCACUAAUAAUACGACCGGGUGCGGUCAUCGGCUUCAUCUUCGCCA
Dioscorea cayenensis subsp. rotundata (Guinea yam) is the source of this 1307-nucleotide messenger RNA. RefSeq names its product ribose-phosphate pyrophosphokinase 4. NCBI's taxonomy places the organism in Eukaryota, Viridiplantae, Streptophyta, Magnoliopsida, Dioscoreales, Dioscoreaceae. Gene Ontology annotation, biological process: purine nucleotide biosynthetic process; 5-phosphoribose 1-diphosphate biosynthetic process. The transcript is spliced from 7 exons. Gene Ontology annotation, molecular function: ribose phosphate diphosphokinase activity; magnesium ion binding. The record is from RefSeq and is a predicted model, not a curated record. Bases 112 to 1074 code for a protein of 320 amino acids. Gene Ontology annotation, cellular component: ribose phosphate diphosphokinase complex; cytoplasm.